UGAUGAUGAUCCACUUAAAUAUGGUUACAGAUUGAUUGAUUUUUUGACAUUGACAAAAAAUUUUGUUUUCUUCAAUUACCAUCCCAUAAACAUAUAACAUAUCAAUCGUGUUUUUAGACUUGAUUUUCUCAUCAUUUUUAUGUCUGUCUCUCUUUGUGUGUGUUUUUAAAAAUACGAAAAAAUGGUCGACACAUUCAAAAGUUUAUUAGGAUUUGAUACAUCCAUUUUAACUGCAAAUCAUGAUACAACAACAAUAAGGGAACCAUUAUUAAAUGGACAACAGCAACAAUCAUCAUCAAGUUCCUCAUUUUAUCCAAAAAUUCGUAAUAAUCAUAAUAAUCAUGUGAAUGAUUCUACAUCUCAACAACAACAACCAUCAUCUGCAUCAUCGUUAUCAUCAUCAACAUUAUUGACAUCAUCAUCAUCGAUAAAUUCUACAUAUUUAAAUCCAACAGCAACAACAACAAAGAUUUCUAACCGAUCUAAUGGUUCAUCGAAUCAAUCUUAUGAUUUUAUUGAUCCCAAUAAUGGUUCAAGUCGAAAUAGUUCUCGCCAAAAUAAUGGUAAUGGUGGUGGUGGUAAAAUUACCUGGAUAAUGGGUGCAUUUUUAUUGAUAAAUGCAGCUCUUGGUGCUGGUUUACUUAAUUAUCCGGUUGCAUAUGAUCGUCUUGGUGGUAUUGUUUAUGCGACGAUCAUCCAAAUGUUUGCGGCAGUUUUAAUGAUGACCACUAUUCUGAUAUUGAUUUAUUGUGCCCAAAUCAAUAAUGAAGAUUCUUAUCACGGUGUUAUGCGUACGAUGUGCGGACCGCGAGUGAUGCGUAUAUCCGCCGCAUCAAUUGCUAUAACUUGUUUUGGAAUCUGUGUGACAUUUGUCAUAAUUAUUGGUGAUCAAUUUGAUCGGAUAUUUGCAACGUAUAUUGGACGUGAAUUUUGCCGUUAUUGGUGGGCAAAUCGUUUUUUCACUAUGUCCAUUACAGCUAUCAUGGUUACAUGGCCAAUGUGUUAUUUUCGAAGAUUAGAUUUCCUUCGUCAUAUCAAUGUAUUGGGUGUUAUAGCUAGUUUUUAUAUAAUAUUCUUGAAUAUUUAUUCCUACUAUAAUCAUGAACGUGAUCCAUUUCAUACGUAUGAAAUACGUACUAGCCCUGAAUCGGCAUUAGAAUUUAUUGCUGCAUUACCAGUGGUGUUUUUUGCAUAUCAAACACAUGAAAUUGUCAUUCCUGUUUAUGAUUCAAUGUCCGAGAAAAAUAUUCAAAAUUUCUCCAAAUCCAUACUGGUAUCAAUGGCAUCGUUACUUGUACUGUAUUGUUUAGCUGGUUCAUUUGGUUAUCUGACAUUUGGAUCGAAUGUUGCACCAGAUAUAAUGUUAAUGUAUAAUGCAAAUGAUCCAAUUGUAUUGGCUGGUAUUGUAGCAUUAAUAGUGAAAAUGAUUACAACAUAUCCGCCAGUUGUAUUCUGUGGUCGUGAUACAAUUGUUCGUAUCGUUUUAAGCCGUUAUUAUGGACAACAAUAUCGUUCCGGUUAUGAAUGUAUUUCCAGUGAUGAUAAUGGUGGAAUAGAAUCACCAGAAAAUACAUUUGAACGUUAUGAACGUCGUUGGAAUAUAAUCAUCACUACUAUAUGGAAUGUAGCUGUACUUGUAUUGGCUAUAGUUAUACCAAACAUAACGAUUGCAAUCGGAUUUCUUGGAUCACUUGCAUCAUGUAAUGUUUUCAUAUUUCCAGGUAUAGCCUUGUUUUCAUUAAUCAAAAGAUAUCGAAAAUUUGGCCAUCAACAUCAACAACAGUCUAAAUUUAUUGAUAAUACAACAUCCGUUCAAUUGCCUGUUCAAUAUGGUGUCGUUGUGGACGACGAUGAUGAUGAUGAAAUUGAUACAAUGACCAAUCAAACUAGACGAUCAUCAUGGUUCACCAAUUGGUUUAAUCUACAAAAACAAUGGUUACAGAAUAUCCUUUUAGCAUAUGCAUUAUUCAUAAUUAUGAUGGGAAUCAUUAUGUUUAUUAUAAUUCUAAUACAAGUUUAUCAUGAUUUUCAACAACAAUCUGAACAUGGUGCUGUUUGUGAUUUAGUUUCAAUGAUUCAAAAUAAAAAUACAAAUAACACAACAGCCACCACCACCAACACCACCACCAGUGCCAGCGUCAGUACAAGCAGCAACAGUUCAAAUUAUAUUUCCUAGUUCCGUUCCGUGUCAACGAUACAGAUCAAACACAUACACAUUGGAUCUACAAAACACAAUAAUCUAUUUUUUCUUCGCAUUAAAAAACAAAUGAAAAAUUUUUUGUAAAUAAUUUCUAUAGAAAUGAA
Molecule: messenger RNA, 2304 nt
Organism: Dermatophagoides farinae (American house dust mite)
Lineage: Eukaryota; Metazoa; Arthropoda; Arachnida; Sarcoptiformes; Pyroglyphidae
Product: sodium-coupled neutral amino acid transporter 7-like
Biological process (GO): amino acid transmembrane transport
Cellular component (GO): membrane
Molecular function (GO): L-amino acid transmembrane transporter activity
Source: RefSeq, a predicted model, not a curated record